UUACACGUCAGGUUAUAAUAUUGAAAAGACAGUUAUACAGAUGCGUGUUGGACGUGUUUAGUGGACUCAUAUUGAGUGAUAUCCAGCACUAGUUCACCCAUAAUCACCUCUGAGGAAAGGUUAGCAAUCCACCUAGACUUUGAUCAACUCCGAAUAUCAUUUAAGUGCCACUCCUUAUGGGCUAUAUAUCUCUCUCUCCUUACACAACCACAUGCAAGAGAGGCUCUGUGAUCAACCAAGCAGAGCUUCAGUACUAGCUUCCUCUUCUACAUCCACAACCAACACGCCCCCAAUCCAAAGAACAGAGAGGCAUGCAGGCCAUAGCAGUAGUGUGCUUCUCGCUGCUGCUAUGUUCCUAUGCAAAAGCAUCGCUCUGGAGCGGGGGCAGCAAUGCCACGGCGUCUGACGAAGUCGCGCUCAUCCACUUCAAGUCCAAGCUGUUGGACCCAACUGGGUCGCUGGCUUCAUGGAAUAUGUCCAACCACUUUUGCUCCUGGCGAGGAGUUACAUGCAGCAGGCGGCAUCCUGGAAAGGUUAUUGUGUUAAAUGUGAACUCCUCUUGUCUGUCUGGACGUAUCUCGCCAUUCUUGGGCAACCUCUCCUUCCUCAUGAUACUCAACAUCGGCAACAACAAACUCUUCGGGGAGAUCCCCCCAGAGCUUGGCCAUAUGGGUAGGUUGCAAGAGCUCAACCUCAGCAUGAACUCUUUGCAAGGAAGCAUCCCAUCGGUCUUGGGAAAGUGCAGUAAGCUCGUCAUACUUGGUCUUAAGAAUAACCACCUUCAAGGUGAGAUCCCAGUAGAGCUGGGUUCCUUGAAAAAUCUAGUCGUUUUGAAUCUUUAUGCCAACUAUUUGUCUGGAGAUUUCCCUCCAUUUUUGGGUAACAUGUCAUCACUCCAACACUUGAAUUUGGGAAACAACACAUUCACAGGACCAAUUCCUACAUCUCUGAGCCACCUAUCAGGUCUGUCUAUACUUGUCCUUGAGUACAACAAUCUAUCUGGAGCUAUUCCACCUGCAGUUUGGAAUAUUUCUUCUCUGACCCAUAUUUCUGUGGUGGGUAAUGCGCUGAGUGGGACAAUACCCCCAAAUGCACUCAGUAAUCUUCCUGCUCUGCAGGAAUUACUUUUGAGCGCAAAUCGGUUUCAUGGCCAUAUCCCAACUUCGUUGGCCAAUGCUUCUAACCUGCAAUACUUUGAGAUCGUGAAAAACAAUUUUAGCGGCUUAGUUCCCUUGGAGGUUGGACUCUUACAAAGUCUCCAGUCGAUAAACUUUGCCUAUAAUUUUCUCGAAGCUAAAGAAACCAAAGAUUGGAAGUUCAUGACUGCCUUAACAAAUUGCUCCCAAUUGAUAUAUUUGGAACUAGAUUACAAUAGAUUUAGAGGUAUGCUUCCCACUUCUGUUUCCAAUCUAUCCACUUCACUUCAGUAUUUCACUUUGUCACAUAAUGAAAUAUCAGGUAUUAUACCCGAAAGAAUAGGCAAUGUUGCCGGUCUACAAGUUGUUGCUUUGGAGUACAAUUAUUUAACAGGAACUCUCCCCUAUUCUUUGAGUAAGCUUGGUAACUUGGUAGACUUGUCAUUGGCAGAAAAUGGCUUAAGUGGGCAAAUCGACCUAGCCAUAGGAAAUUUUACCCAAUUAAAUUACUUGUAUCUUGAAGUCAAUUUAUUUACUGGUAGCAUACCAAGCAGCUUAGGAAAUUUGUCAUCCUUGUUAGAAAUAAGCCUUUCUAGCAAUAACUUCAGCGGCAUGAUCCCAAGUAGUAUAUUCAACAUUCCCUCACUCUCUGGAUACUUGGAUCUUUCUCAUAACCAGUUGGAAGGGACAAUACCACCUGAAGUUGGAAAUCUAAAAAGUGUCAUAUUAUUCCUGGCUCACUCGAAUAGAUUAUCAGGUGAAAUACCUGCUACCCUUGGUGAAUGUCAACUUCUCCAGAAUCUCCAACUGCAAAAUAACUUCUUUGAAAGUAGUAUCCCAUUGCUAUUGAGUAGGCUCAAGGGUUUAGAAAUUAUUGACCUCUCAAGAAACAAUCUGUCAGGCUGGAUACCUAUGUUCUUCGAGAAUCUUACUGCGCUCCAGUAUCUGAACCUCUCUUUUAACAACCUUGUUGGCGAAGUGCCAACUUUUGGCAUUUUCGCAAAUGCUACUGCAGUUUCGGUGCAGGGCAAUGCCAAGCUUUGUGGGGGCAUCCAAAGCCUUCAGUUGCCUCGAUGUUCAUCUGAAUCAUCAGAGAAGAAGCACAGAUUUCCAGUGAUGCCUGUGAUACUUUCCCUCGUGGGAGCACUGCUCGUGCUUUUGUUGUUGAUAUAUUUCUUGUUUACUUGGAACAAGAAAAGACUAGCAAAUGGCCCUUCGGCAUUGUCCUUACAGGGACGUCCGUUGUUUUCGUACUCGCAGUUGCUAGAAGCAACAGAUGGUUUCGCAACAACUAAUUUGCUGGGUACUGGAACUUUUGGGUCUGUAUACAGAGGAAAAAUUAAUGGUGAAACUGGCGAGAAUUUUAUUGCUGUGAAAGUACUAAAACUUCAGACACCUGGGGCACUUAAAAGUUUCACAGCUGAAUGUGAAGCUAUGAGAAACCUGCGUCAUCGGAAUCUUGUCAAGGUAAUCACAGCUUGCUCAAGCAUUGAUUUUAGAGGGAAUGACUUCAAAGCGAUUGUGUUUGAGUUCAUGCCUAAUGGUAGCUUAGAAGAUUGGCUACAUCCUAACUCACAUGACAAAAGAGCGCUGAUAAACUUAAAUCUCCGUCAAAGAGUGAGCAUACUCCUUGAUGUGGCUUAUGCCUUGGAUCAUCUUCACUUCCACGGUGCUAUCCCAAUUGUUCAUUGUGAUAUUAAGCCAAGUAAUGUGCUUCUCGAUGCUAAUAUGGUAGCUCAUGUUGGAGAUUUUGGACUUGCUAGAAUUAUUACUGAGGGGUGCUCAUCUUUCAAGCCCUCAACUAGUUCAAUGGGAUUCAGAGGAACUAUUGGUUAUGCUCCUCCAGAAUACGGUGCUGGAAAUACAGUUUCAACUCAUGGCGACAUUUAUAGCUAUGGAAUUCUUGUUCUUGAGAUGGUGACUGGAAGGAGACCCGUGGACAGUUCAUUCGAGCAAGGAUUAAGCCUUCGCAUGUAUGCUGAGAUGGCUGCAAACACCAGAGUUAUGGACAUUGUUGACGCCAAGUUGGUGAUGGAGUUUGAAAAUGAGCUUGCAACUUCGGAUGGUCCCUCAAACAGAAAAAUGGUUGAUGCCGUGAUUUCACUGCUUAAACUUGGGAUGUCGUGCUCUGAGGAAACGCCAUCUGGUAGAAUGUCAACCAAAGAUAUCAUCAAGGAGCUGCAUGCGACCAAAAAGGCACUAAUUCAAGUAGAACAAGAAAGUGAAGAUAUGCCUAGCGCUUUUUGCUAGAUUUUGAAGAAAUUAUGCAAUAUGUUGUCAUGUAUCACUUGAAAUUUUCAGAAUCAUUCCCGGAUUUGUGGGUUGAAUAAAAUGUAAAACAUCUUCUUUGACUUAAAAGGUGUUAUUUAUAGUUAACUAGAGUUCUUAUCUGUACUCUCUAA
Messenger RNA from Phragmites australis (common reed), 3538 nucleotides. RefSeq names its product receptor kinase-like protein Xa21. Gene Ontology annotation, molecular function: protein binding; ATP binding; protein kinase activity. Lineage: Eukaryota; Viridiplantae; Streptophyta; Magnoliopsida; Poales; Poaceae. The record is from RefSeq and is a predicted model, not a curated record. The coding region runs from base 312 to 3386 and encodes 1024 amino acids. The transcript is spliced from 2 exons. Gene Ontology annotation, biological process: protein phosphorylation.